UUAUGUUUGUCAUUGAGUUAUUUACCUAAGAUGAGAUUUACCUACAUGGAUUUUUAUAGUGUUUUCCGUGUUUUCUAUUAAAUUUUGAAACAAAAUUACUUGUUACGCACGUUUCCAGUUGUACCUAGUAUUUGAGUCAGUAUUACUAUUUUGUUCUACAAGAUGAAUUUGGGCAAUGUUGCUAAUUCAUCACCCACAUCACCGCGGGUUAGUUCAAAGAGUGAAGAAUUCAAUAAAUCUGAAAAUAUUCCGUUAGAUAACGUAUCCGCUGAAAGUGAGACUUGCUCAAAAGAACAUUCGUUAGCCUUAGACGUAUCGUCGAAAUCUGUGGAAGUUAAUAACAAAAGCUUAGAUGACCGAGUUUUACAGUGCCGAAAAAUACUCGAAUCUAUAAAGACUGAAAUGCAGCAAAACAAAAAUGAUAAGAUUAUAGAGACCAAGUACUUUGCCCCUUCUAUUGAGGAUCCUUAUUCGUCAGACAUUGAUGUUGAUUUGGCUUUAACACCAAGCUUGGUUAGUGCAAGUGUGGAUAGCAUUCUGACAUGCGAUGAAAAUCUCAUGGCUUAUGAAAAACAGUUGGAGAAAUAUCAAAACACAUUGAAAAUGGCCCAGAUAGAGAAGAAAAAUGCUAUUAGGAAAAAGAUGCUCGCGAAAGCUUACAAGUCAAAACUACUGGAAAUCGAAAGCCAAAUAAAUGUUGAACUAUUGAGGGUGAAGCAAAGCCUUCAGAGCUUAGAGCCACUCCGAAUGGUAGCUUAUAACUGGAAGAUUCCUGAAAAUUCUGACUCAUGUUACGCUUUGAACAAUAAUUGUAACAUUGUGCCCAGGGUCCCAGAAUUAAAUUCUUUUUCAGAACGUGAAAUCAAUUCCUUCAGUACUGAAGGAACCGUCGCCAACAAUUUAUUAAACAUAGAAGUUAAUUGUUCUACAGCAGACAAAGCUGUUGAAGACCCUUGAGGCACAGAGCAUUAGAGGAAAGUGAUCUAAAUUUCUGUGUCUUAAAUUUAAAUAAAGCUAGUAAAUUUGGCCCUAGAAAACCAUUACGAACCAUAGAAAGAUUUUAAUAAAUCUUAAUUAAUUACAAGGUUUCUGAUUUUCCCACGUCUAAAACGUUUCUAAACAGCUCCUAGUUUGCGAAACAUUAUACUUUUUUCAAAAAAAGUGAGAGCUAAACACGUUUCCCAUCAAUCUAAAAGGCGGGAGACCUCCAAAGUGGACCACACACAUGGAGGCACGCGCUUCGAAUGCUGCGGAGCUGCCGAUUUGCCGCCGACUUUUUAUUAUCGCCGCCUUUACUGACGCUCGGCCUUUCUCGGGCGCUCUCGGCACCUGUCCGGCCGGCCGUGACGUCACACGCGUCCCUACCUCCCAACUCCAAGUCACCGCUCCGCCUGUUAAGUGGACUUGAUUUAUAAUUAGAUUCCAAUUUGUCAAUUAGACUUGAGCCUUACACGCCACGAACUGGUUCUGCAUUUCCAAUGUUUUGGAUAAGAAUGCUUAAAUGUGUGAAAAUUAUAGGCUUGCGAUCUUAACGAGCAAGCCGAUGAAGGUCAGGCGGAUUUCUGGAAUUCAAAAGCCCCUUUCCUGUCUUGUAAAUGAUAAA
This is a messenger RNA of Plutella xylostella (diamondback moth), 1603 nucleotides long. RefSeq lists its product as uncharacterized. NCBI's taxonomy places the organism in Eukaryota, Metazoa, Arthropoda, Insecta, Lepidoptera, Plutellidae. The record is from RefSeq and is a predicted model, not a curated record.